AUGGGGAAGAGAAAGGUCGCAGCGCUUGAGAAGAUCGAUGCAGACUUCGCAAGCCUGCAGUACAAGAUCCGGCGCGAUCCAAAAUCGUACAAGGACGACUUCUUGAAGCAGUGGGAGCAGUAUGAGUCCCAGCGCGAGAUCUUUCUCAUGUCCCCGACGACGGCCGCCGCCGACUCGGUCGAGUCCUUCCACAACAUGAUCGAUCUCAUCGCCCACGUCGCCGACUGCUACCCCCAAGAAACGCGCUCGUUCCCCGACGACUUAAAGGCCAUCCUGACGCAACACCAUGCCACAAUCCAUCCAGAGCUGCGGGAAAAGGUCGUCGGCAGCCUCGUGCUGCUGCGGCGCAAGGAAGUCAUUGACUCGGCUAGCGUCCUGACGACCCUCUUCCCCAUCCUCGUGUCGUCGCCAAGCAAGUCCCUGCGCGAGCUACUCUUCAGCAAGAUCCUGAGCGACAUGCGAAACUCAAACUCAAAGGCCAUCAAUCACCCGCUCAACCGCACCAUCCAGACGGUCCUCUACAACCUCGUCACGGCCGACCGGUCCUCGCCCCGGGCCAUCUGGGCCAUCAAGCUAACGCGCGAGUUGUGGAAGCGUCAGAUGUGGACCGAUUCCAAGCCCGUCGAUGUCAUGAAGGAGGCCUGCCUGGCCGACAACGAAAAGGUGGCGAUUGGGGCGGUGCGCUUCUUCCUCGGCGGCGACAAGGAGCGCGAGGAGCUCGAGGACGAGAGCAGCGACGACGAGGUGGACCUGGGCAAGGUCCGGCACCAGAUCGGCAUCAACAAAAAGUCCAAGAAGCAAAAGGAGGCGUACAAAAAGGCCGUCAGCAAGGUCAAGAGGGGCGAGCGCAAGAAGAGCAAGCCCCAUCCACUCAAUUUUUCCGCGCUGCACCUGCUGCACGACCCGCAGGACUUUGCCGAGCAGCUCUUCUCCAAGCACCUGCAGAACACAAAGGCCAAGCUCUCGCUCGACAGCAAGAUCCUCGUGUUGCAGCUCGUCACGCGCCUGAUCGGCUUGCACAAGCUGACCGUCGUCCCCCUCUACUCCUGGUUCAUCAAGUUCCUCACGCCCCGGCAGCAAUCCGUCACGUCCUUUUUGGCCUCGCUGGCGCAGGGCACCCACAAUCUCGUGCCGCCGGACGUGCUGGAGCCGCUGAUUCAAAAGAUUGCAAACGAGUUCGUUUCAGAGGCGUCGGCCUCGGAGGUUGCCGCCGCCGGCCUCAACGCCAUCCGCGAGAUUUGCGCCAGGCAACCGCUCGCCAUGACGGAUACCCUGUUGCAGGACCUGGUCCAGUACCGCAAGAGCAAGGACAAGGGGGUCAUGAUGGCUGCCAAGGGACUGCUGUCGCUGUACAGAGAGGUCGGUGCCGAGCUACUGAAGAAGAGGGACCGCGGCAAAGAGGCCACCAUGGGGCUCAAGGCAAGCCUGCAGCAGCAGCGAAAGUUUGGCGAGGAGGAGGCUGGCGGCAUCGAAGGCCUCGAUCUCCUGGCCAAGUGGAAGGAGGAGGAGAGGAGGAGGAAACGGCUGGAAAAGGGUCUCUCGGCAACUGCUGGAAGCGACGAAGAGGACGAAAAGGACGACGGCUUCCAGUCGAGCGACUGGGAGGUCGACUCGGAUGGCAGCAGCAGCUCGGGCGAGUGGAUCAACGUCAGCGACUCGGAAGACGAGGAGCCGGCGCCCAAGAAGCAUAAGAAGAAGGAACAGAGCGGGGACAAGGAGGAGGAAGACGAGGAGGGCCGGGAGGAACGAGAAGCAGAGCUGGAGCGCAUGUCGAAGCUGGCGACGACGACAAUCCUCACGCCGGCGGACCUGGCCAAGCUCCAGGAACUGCGCACGGCGGCGUCGGUUGAGCGGGCCAUGGGCGUGCGCAAGAAGGCGCAGGGCAGCGGGGCCCUGCACGCCGACGACGGGCUGACGGCGGAGAACAUCGAGGCGCCGGCCAGGCUGCGCAAGCUGACCAAGGAGGAAAAGGUGGCGUUGGCCAAGGAGGGCAAGCCGGAGCGGGAGGAGCACAAGAGCACGCAGGCGAUCCGCAGGUCGAAGAAGGCGGCGGAGGGCAAGAGCACGAGCAACCGCGAGAAGCAGCGCAACAAGAACUUUUUGAUGACGCUGGGCAAGGCGAAGAGCAAGCAGAAGAGGAGCCUGGUGGAGGCGAGGAAGGUCUUGAGGGGCCAUGUGGAGAGGAGCUCGCGCGGUGGGCGGCGGGGGAAUUGGGGGUGA
Messenger RNA from Hirsutella rhossiliensis, 2220 nucleotides. RefSeq names its product SDA1 domain-containing protein. NCBI's taxonomy places the organism in Eukaryota, Fungi, Ascomycota, Sordariomycetes, Hypocreales, Ophiocordycipitaceae. The transcript has 3 exons. Gene Ontology annotation, biological process: ribosomal large subunit biogenesis; ribosomal large subunit export from nucleus. Gene Ontology annotation, cellular component: nucleolus. The record is from RefSeq and is a predicted model, not a curated record. The coding region runs from base 1 to 2220 and encodes 739 amino acids.